This is a messenger RNA of Trifolium pratense (red clover), 958 nucleotides long. Its product is annotated as DNA-directed RNA polymerases II, IV and V subunit 6A-like. The coding region runs from base 125 to 640 and encodes 171 amino acids. Gene Ontology annotation, molecular function: DNA-directed RNA polymerase activity; DNA binding. The transcript has 5 exons. NCBI's taxonomy places the organism in Eukaryota, Viridiplantae, Streptophyta, Magnoliopsida, Fabales, Fabaceae. Gene Ontology annotation, biological process: DNA-templated transcription. Gene Ontology annotation, cellular component: RNA polymerase I complex; RNA polymerase II, core complex; RNA polymerase III complex. The record is from RefSeq and is a predicted model, not a curated record.
GUAUAUAUAUAUAUAUAUAAGAGAGGAUCUAAGAAAGUCCACAUUACGUUGAAGGAAAAGGAGGGUUUUCAUCGGAUUUGGGGUUUAGGUCGCAGCAGUCUUCUUCAACUCUCUUCCACUCACCAUGGCCGACGAUGACUAUGAGGAUAUCGACAUGGGGUACGAGGAGGAGCCACCAGAGCCUGAGAUUGAGGUUCAUUUUUUUUUUUUUUGGAAUUUUUAUUUUUUGGAAUUUAAUGGAUUUAUUGAUGGGUUUAAUCAAAUUAUUGGUGUGCAGGAAGGUGCAGAGGAGGAAGAUCCCGAUAAACAAAAUGAUGACUUGGAUGCUGAACCGAUUGAAACUGAAGAUAAGGAAGCUGAUCAACCAGUUGAGCGUCCCAGAAGGACUUCUAAAUAUAUGACUAAGUAUGAGCGUGCUAGGAUUCUCGGCACCCGUGCUCUUCAAAUCAGUAUGAAUGCACCUGUCAUGGUUGAGUUGGAGGGGGAAACUGACCCACUUGAGAUUGCCAUGAAGGAGCUACGAGAGCGGAAAAUUCCUUUUACCAUCCGUCGCUACUUGCCUGAUGGAAGUUAUGAAGAUUGGGGAGUUGAUGAACUGAUUGUGGAAGACUCUUGGAAGAGACAAGUGGGUGGUGAUUGAUGGUUUGAACUGACAAAGGUGUGGGAAUGAGUAAAAGACACUAAGAAAUGUUUUUAUCUUGGAUUUGUAUGAAGUGGGCACUGAUCUAUGAUCCUACCAUAAAAUUAACUUAAUAGUACCCUAUUAGUUUUGGUUGUGUAUCUGUGCAUGUCUUGUUCCUUUUACUUUAACCUAGUAUCAUUUUAGUUUCUGCUUGUAAGAUGAUGAAUCUCUAGGCUUUUAAUAGUAUUUGCCGGUCUUUGUUAAAUCAGAUGUCACGAUGCAUUGGGAAAUAUGAACAUUGAAGUGAUACUUAUCGGAUUUUGAACUUGUUAAUGA